Messenger RNA from Verticillium dahliae VdLs.17, 1659 nucleotides. Its product is annotated as thiol-specific monooxygenase. The record is from RefSeq and is a predicted model, not a curated record. Gene Ontology annotation, molecular function: flavin adenine dinucleotide binding; NADP binding; N,N-dimethylaniline monooxygenase activity. Lineage: Eukaryota; Fungi; Ascomycota; Sordariomycetes; Glomerellales; Plectosphaerellaceae. The coding region runs from base 142 to 1599 and encodes 485 amino acids. The transcript is spliced from 4 exons.
AUCACACCAUCAAACGCACUCAAGUCUUGAGUCAGCAUAGACGAUAUAAAUAAUUAAGUGACGAUUGUUUUGGACAGUGGCUUCAUUCGUUCCCAUGAAUUAUGAGCUUGAACUGCAGACAAACCAUUAAAACUUGAAAUUAUGACAACCACAGCAAGAAGGGUAGCGGUGAUUGGUGCUGGCCCAUCUGGUGCCAUCGCCACCGACGCCUUGGUCAAAGAGCAAGCGUUCGACACCAUUCGGGUCUUCGACAGAAGAGGGGCUAUUGGUGGGACAUGGGUCUACACCCCUCACCUGCCCGCCAAGAUCCCAUCACUGCGAGAUCUCAUCGCGGGGAACGCUGACCAUGCUGUGCCCAUACCAGCACAACUUCCAGCAGAGACUUCGAAGACGGAGAGAGUCAACAAUCAUCAAACACGGUUCUCAGACUCGGCGCUUCAUGAGAACCUCCACAGCAAUAUCAUCCCCUCCAUCAUGAGCUUUACUCAGGAGCCCUUCCCAGAUAAGCUGUCGGAACGCACCCUCGCCAAAUAUGGACCUCGGGCUCCUUUCAGACACCGUGAGGUUGUGCGAGAGUGGGUUCAGGAAAUCUUCGUUCGCAACGGCAACGACAAACUACUGGAGCUUAAUACAACGGUUGAGCGGGCAGUCAAAAAUGAACAGCAAGAAUGGGUACUGACGCUUCGCAAAGAGACGCCGGGAAAAGACUACUGGUGGGAAGAAAGAUUCGACGCUCUGAUUGUCGCAAGCGGCCACUACAAUGUCCCCUGGAUUCCAGACAUCCCAGGAAUCGUCGAUUUUGACCGAGUGGUCAUCGUCGGAGGGUCUAUCUCAUCCCAUGAAGUCCUGCAUGAAAUUCUUCCUAAAGCAAAAAAGCCGGUUUAUGCAGCUUUAAGGGGUGAUCCUGUCCCAGCCUUUGGGUGGGCGCCUUUUACACACCCGCACAUUGUUGUCAAGAACGAGAUAACGCGCUUCGAUCCAGGAACUGGAACACUGUUCUUUGCUGAUGGAUCAUAUCUGGAUGAUGUAGACCACGUCAUAUUUGGCACCGGCUACACUUUCAGCUUGCCAUUCUUGCCUGACGUUCAGGCAAAGAUAAAACAGGCCAAUCGCCGGCUGCCUGGAGUCUUCCAACACACAUUUAGUAUUGACGACCCGAGCUUAGCAUUUAUUGGCAUGCUUGGUGGCGGUUUUACAUUUCGUGUGUACGAGUGGCAAGCGGUCGCCGUGGCAAGACUCCUCGCAGGGCGCGCCCGGCCUCUCCCUCCACGUUCCGAGCAGCUUGAGUGGGAACAAAAGAGGGUGGCUGAACUGAAGGGAGGCAAGAACUACUACUCAAUCGCUUUAGAUUACGUGGGCUUUUUUGAGUAUCUGCGGUACAUCGCAGGCGACCCUACCCCAGGCACAACAGGCAGGGUACUCCCACCCUUCGACAAAGCAUCUCUGGCUAUAUGGACGGGCAUGGUGGCAACCAAGAUCAAGGGAUUCGAAGAAGAUGCUCGGAAAGCAGAGUUGGAGAUUCGGAGUCAGCAAGAACACGAGACCCAGCAGCGCCUGCGGGAGAUUAUCGGAAACUGGAGUCCCAGAGCAAAGCUAUAGUUUGAAACUGCUACCAGCCAGUCCUGUAACAGUUGCUAGUUUAUUGAAGAUGGUUGAAGC